CCCACAGUGUUCUUAAGAACCUUCCAGUUUCUCUAUUUUCCAUAGCCUUCCCUCCUCGCACGCUCCUCAUUCUCGUUCUCAUCUCCGUCUUUUCUGCCUCUGUGUAAGCUCACCGUUCCAUUGCUUUCUCAUUUCAAUGGAUCCAAACCCCACGGACUUCCCAAUUCUCUCCUAUGUCCUAUUCCUACUCAAUCCCACAUCCCAUAUUCCACCACAGCUUCAAGAACCCCUGCUGACCCAGAUGCCCUAUCUCAACCACCCUAAGGUUCUAGCCGCACUUGCACAAGCCAUCCCCGACAUCAAGCAGAAACAAUCUAAACUCCAAAAGAACCUGCAAGAAAAUGAAACACACGCUUCGGUUAAAGGUGUUGUUGACAGGGUACAGAAUGAAAACGAGCUCGGAGAAGUAGCAGAGGCAGAUAUGCAGAUACAUAAGGCGGCGAUGAGGUUGGAGGACAUGCAUGAGGAAUAUGAGAGACAGUUGAGAGGAGUAGAGGACAGGUUGGUUAAGGUUUAUGGGUCGGUUGUGGCGGAAUUAGAGGAGCAGGAAGUGAUCAGUGAGGAGGUUAUUGGGAUAUUGAAGGAGGCAGACAGUGGGGUUGUAGAGAGGGUUGAUCUUUGUGGGCGUCAGCUGAGGUUUCUUCCGGAGGCGUUUGGGAAGCUUCAUGGGCUGAUCGUGCUCAAUCUGUCCCAUAAUCAGCUAGAGGUCCUUCCCGAUUCAAUAGCACGGCUACAGAAACUGGAGGAGCUUGAUGUUUCUUCCAAUCUUUUAGUGUCCCUGCCAGAUUCUAUUGGGCUUUUGCUUAACCUGAAGGUCCUCAAUAUCUCAGGAAACAAGAUAAAUAGCCUUCCUGAAGCAAUUUCUCGCUGCAGCUCGCUGGUGGAGUUAGAUGCAAGCUUUAACAAUUUGAUGUGUCUGCCAACAAAUAUAGGGUACGGAGUAGCCAAUAUUGAAAGGCUCUCCAUCCAACUGAAUAAAAUCCGUUUUCUUCCAGCAUCAAUUUGUGAAAUGAGGUCUUUGAGAUAUCUAGAUGUGCAUUUCAAUGAAUUGCGUGGCCUGCCACAUGCUAUUGGGAGAUUGACAAAUCUUGAGGUCCUGAACCUCAGCAGUAAUUUCAGUGAUUUGACAGAGCUUCCUGAAACAAUCAGUGAUCUAAUGAACCUUAGGGAGCUUGACUUAAGUAACAACCAAAUCCGAGUUCUUCCGGACUCUUUUGGCGAGCUCAAGAAUCUAAGGAAACUCAACUUGGACCAGAAUCCUCUCAUAAUACCCCCCAUGGAGAUUGUGAAUAAAGGAGUAGAAGCUGUACUUGAGUUCAUGGCGAAGAGGUUGCUGGAUAUCAGAGCAGAGGAACAAAGGAGGAACAUGCUUGAAAUGGACAAGCAACAAGCUCAAACCGGUUGGCUAGCCUGGGGAACCUCAAUGUUGAAUAACUUUGUUUCUGGCGUUUCACAAAGUUUAGGAUAUGCGGGAGACGGAAAAACUUCCAGAGACCCUUGGUUGGAUCAACAAUUGUGAUUCUAUCAGACAGUCAGACUAUCAUCCCCUUGACCUGGAUUUCUGAGUAUUUCGGGGGGGUUUAUGCAUAUAUAGAUAUAUUUUGUAGCACGUGUAGAUGUUUAUACGAGUAAGCAGCUGAUUAUGGUGUCACAUAUGCAAGUGAAUGAUAAUGGUGUAGUGUGCAGUUCUAUAUUUUGGAACAACUGAUUAAUUAUGGUGUCGUAUAUCCAGUUGAAUACUUAGUGUUAUACGAUUUAGGAAUUGUGUUAAAAAUACAAAUAAUAGAAUUUUCUCACUUUCAUCAGCUUAA
Juglans regia (Persian walnut) is the source of this 1811-nucleotide messenger RNA. Its product is annotated as plant intracellular Ras-group-related LRR protein 3-like. The record is from RefSeq and is a predicted model, not a curated record. The transcript has 3 exons. Gene Ontology annotation, molecular function: protein binding. Lineage: Eukaryota; Viridiplantae; Streptophyta; Magnoliopsida; Fagales; Juglandaceae. Bases 137 to 1519 code for a protein of 460 amino acids.